GACAUGAGUGAUAGCAAUAGCAAUGACUUGAAGUGUCCAAAGCUCUCUUCUUAUCUACUUCUCAGCCAUCCAACUUAAAACCACACAGACAAACUUCUCCUUGGUCCAACUCAAACUCUCAUAACAUUCUCAUGACCUUCUUCUUCACCACCCAUUAAUUGUUUCUCAAGCAAAUGGCUGCAGCCACCUGCCUGCAACAUGUGGGCUCACCAACCAGGGCCAAUCUCCAUCAGCAAAACUCAACAAGCUAUAGCGUGCUAACAAAAAUGGCAGGAAACAGAAACCUGAAGCUGCUCGGACUGAAAAUGGGAAAAUCCAGCAACAAACGAAGGAAUGUUGCGGUAGUUAGGUGUAGUGGGAUCGGGAUUGAAGAUUUCAUAGGUGGAGAUUUGGUGAAAUUUGAUUUAGGACAGUGGCUGUCGGAUGUGGAAGAGCAUAAAGCCAUAGCCAUCUAUACUCCUCAUGAAGGCGGGUACGAAGGUCGGUACCAGAUUCAGCUGAAGUACCAAGGGUACUACUUCCUUGACCUUUCUGCUCGCGGCCUUGGUGAUCCUGAGACAACUCUUACCAAGAUUCAUCCUGUUUGCCCUGCACAUAUAGGGAAACAGCCAUUAGUAAGGUGGUAUUAUCCACCAGAAGUAGAUUACAGGCUUGCUGCUUUGCCUCCGGAUGCCAAAGGACUUGUUGUCUGGGUCAUUGAAGCCAAGGUCCUAUCUAAAGCUGAAUUACAAUUUCUUGCAUUGCUUCCCUCACUUCGGCCAAAUGUUCGUGUCAUUGCUGAAUGCGGAAACUGGAGAAAGGUCGUCUGGAAACCGCUCAGGGAAAUCGCAGGACUUACUGCAGAGACAUAGCUAGCAUAAUCUUUUGCUGGUGGACUAAUCUUUCCCAGUACCUCAAGACCUUCACUGCAAUUUUUGAAGAAGAAAAAGAUGAGAUGAAGAUAAAAAACAACGAAUUAUCAAUCAGACAAGUCCGAAAAGUAUACUUCACCAAUUGUUAAUGUACAACUACUACAUUCUGUAAAGAUUAAUUAAUUUUACUGAUUACAUUACAUGGAACAUCUAUUCUGUCUAAGCAGCUGUAGCAUUAGCAAUUCAA
Messenger RNA from Mercurialis annua (annual mercury), 1098 nucleotides. RefSeq names its product NAD(P)H-quinone oxidoreductase subunit N, chloroplastic. NCBI's taxonomy places the organism in Eukaryota, Viridiplantae, Streptophyta, Magnoliopsida, Malpighiales, Euphorbiaceae. Gene Ontology annotation, molecular function: oxidoreductase activity, acting on NAD(P)H, quinone or similar compound as acceptor. Gene Ontology annotation, cellular component: membrane. Bases 174 to 851 code for a protein of 225 amino acids. The transcript has 4 exons. The record is from RefSeq and is a predicted model, not a curated record.